CCUCAGACAUCCGGAGGAGGAGCAGUUCAGCCGCGCGCGCGAGGGCGACGAGGAGGAAGAGGAUUGCAAUAAUCGUAGCGGUGGUGGUGAGAGGAGCAACUGCGAUGGUGGCGCUGGCUGAGGCGAGGUAGCCUGAGCUCUGAGAGUUCGGGUUCGCGCGCCGCCUUCCGCUCUUCGAAUGCACGCGGGUGGUCGUGGUUGCAUUAUUACGGAGGUGGCGUAGUAUACGCGGUCUCCGUAAGAAGCUGAGGAAGAGAUGGAAAGUGGCAUCAAGAAACCGAGGAUCCAGCUAACUGGGUUUAAGAAACAAGAAAAGAAGACUUUAGUUGAGUUACUUUUGAAACUAGACUGUCUUUUCCUAGACACUGAGCAAUAUAGAAAUUGUACACACCUUAUAGCAAAGCAGCCUUGCAAGAGUGAAAAAUACUUAGCAGCAUGUGCAGCAGGGAAGUGGAUACUAACCAAGGACUACAUAAUUAAUAGUGCUGAAAGUGGCAGAUGGCUUGAUGAAACAACUUACGAAUGGGGAUAUAAAAUAGAAAAAGGCUUCCAUUAUUCUCCUCAAAUACAAUCUGCACCUAAAAGAUGGCGUGAAGAGCUGACAUGCUCUGGUGCUACAGGGGCCUUCCACAGAUGGAAAGUUGUCCUCCUUGUUGCAAAAGAUGAUAAAGGAAGGGAUUCUUUCACAAGGGUUCUAAAGGCAGGAAAAGCUACUAUAUGUUCGGCACUAAGUGCACCAAAAGAUAUUACUCAUGUACUAACUAAUAAUGCAGCAUUAAACCAAGAGAAAGAAAAGCAUCUCUUUGGAGCGCCAUACUAUCCGGUUCACUAUUUAGGGAUUUAUCUCUUAGAGAAUGAAAUAAAAAGUGAUAUUAAAACAUGCCUGGAGAGUGAUAUUAAACCUGAGCAAGAAGCAAGAGAGAUUAUAACUAAUGUGCAACUUCGUGAAAUGAGAAACAUGCUUAUAAAGCAUAUAUAUUUCCAACAGGCUAUGCUAAGCAAAUAUAAUCAGCUAGACCAAAUGAAGGAUUGCAGAAAAGAGGUGAAAAGUAAUUCUAGAGGAAUCAACAUUAUACUUGAAGAACUAGUAGGUGACCACUUGUUUCCUACUGCAGUCACAGAGUUUCGCUCUUGGAAAAAUCUUAUUCCUCCAGUUAAAUUUCUUCACUCUCUUCUAAAGCACAUACUACAGGGAAAUGCAGAUCCUACACUUUACGUUCAGUUUCUUCACAUCAUGUACACUCUGCUUCACCAAAAUCCUCCUUGGAAAUCACCUUCGAUGUUAAGAUACUACCUAGAAGUUCUUCAGUGUCCUGUUUGCAUGAAGGGAACAUGGCCUCUAAUGGAGAUGCUUGUGAGGUCUUGCCUUUUUUGCAGUCCUAUCUGUCAUUCAGUCCCUGUUUCGGUAACCAUAAAUGAGGAGAGGAUAUUUCACAAAAGAUUGUUAAUGUUUAUCCUGAAUGUGUUACAAGCUGAAGUGCUGGCAUUAACAAGAAGUUUGUGUGAAGGAUUUGAUUCACAACAUUUACAAGUGAUGCCACAGACAGUUCUUCUGAAGACCUUUUGGUUAGGAAACGAAUCGAUGCUUUUCACCAAACAGUUAAAUAUUCUAGUAGACUGGGUCAUCUGUUCAUCUAAAGACAAGUACAAGACAAGUGAUAUCUUCAAGCAUGAGAUGGCUGACCUAUUGAAUGGAAUUCUGGGAGCUGUGGUGGAAUAUUGGAUUAUUUCAGGGUUCAUAAUGGACAAGAAUAUGUUGCAUCCUGUAGCUAAUGACCUUGCAUCUUACAUUGCCAUUUCAUGUAAUGACUUCUCAACAGAGGAAUUAAAAUUAUUCAUUUCUUCUAUUCCAUCCUUGUGGCUUGAAAUGUUUGUUGCAGAAGCAGUUUUUAAAAAUAUGUCUUACCAGAGCAGCGCUAUAACUUCUAAUGAACUGCUCUCUCUUCAAAAAAUUGUUUGCUCCUAUCUGCCUGCUUUGCAAGUAGGAAUGCGUGAGACAGUGAAGAUGCAGAAAGCAAAGAAAAUGAAAAUAGGGCAAUGGCCUUGCCCUGAGUCUCAAAGGGCAUUACUGAUGCUAAAUGGCGAUAAGCAGAACCAAGCCGAAGUGCUGCCUGAUGUACCUGUUGAAACCACUGGUAACUGUUCUCAUGUUCCAAAGAAAUUGAGAAACAAAGCCAAAACUGAGAUGUUUUGUAGCAAAGAAAAUUGCCAUUCUUCAGCUAAACAGACAAAAGUUUACAAGGUUAAUCUUAAAGGAGAAACAGCCCUGCAUACUGUUUGUAAGAGUAACAAUGUGAAGAGAUUGGUGCAUCUUCUUUCUCUACCCGGAAUAGAUAUUAAUGCUAAAGACUAUGCUGGCUGGACGCCUUUGCAUGAAGCCUGUAACCAUGGUAGCACAGUGUGUGUCCGUGAAAUUUUGCAACAUUGUCCAGAGGUAGACCUGCUCAGUCAAGUGGAUGGGGUGACUCCCUUGCAUGAUGCACUGUCAAAUGGACAUGUAGAGAUUGCAGAGCUUCUACUUCAAUAUGGGGGACCAGUAUUGCUACAGCUGAAAGAUUCUGAAGGAAAACUGCCACUGGAUUACAUAGAGAGUGUAACUACUAAGCAACAUCUUUUGCAUGUUGUUAAGCCAGAAGAAACAGUUGAGAGCUUUCAUGCACAAGUGGAAAGCAAUUUCUGCAAUCAAAAAAGAGAAUUUUGGACAAUCUUAUUUUGCAAAAUGUUGCUAAACCUUUGUUCUGUAUAUAACUUAUUUACACCUCUUUCUGUAACCUCUAAACAGUUUGCCUUCUCAAAGCCAUUCCUGGUGACAGCUGGCUGUUACAAAUUUAAUACUAGCUCUCCUACCCAUUGGUUCAUAGAUCUUUACCUUAGGGAGCUUGAAAUGUUUCAGGAUCUCCCAGCUUAUCUUUGGAAAGCCAUAGAGGAAUUUAAAGGAGGGUCAGGAGAACAGAAACAAGCUUUUGUAGCAAUAUUACAACAAAUCUCAAGGACAAUUCAGAUAUCUAGCCUUUAGUUGGCAGACAAAGUUCCAAGCUAGCCCCACUUCUCUAAAUGAUAUAGUUAACAGCAUAUUAACUUCAACAUCCAGUGACAUCUAUGCCUACAAUAGGUUUGCCUACUGGUCUUCACAAAGGAAGUGGUGAUGAUUACAUAGUGCCUUAGAAUUCCCACUUAAAAUGUAGCAUGUAAGUGCCAGCAGAUUGUACUUCUCUACUCUGCCAAUUUGAAAAUAUAUAUACGCUUAGUGACCUCGGCUGAGGUAUAGCUAAGCAAAGUUUAAUUGAACAGAGUGCAUAUUGUUUACAAUGUGAAUAUUUAGGUGAAAAAUGUAUGUAACUGUAUGGAAAAGUUCAUGUUUUCAAAAUGCUAAUUUAAAUUUACAGCAACACCUCACCAAUUCAUAUCCCUAAUUGGUUAAAAAGACAAAUGUACUCUUAAAAUGUUAAGAGUUCAGUAGUGCAUUUCCACUAUAAAAUGAGUUGGAAAUGGGACUGGAAUGAUGGCAAUGGAUCCCUUUGCUACCAUCCUCUCUUUCUCUCAAUACUCUGACAUGUCAUCUUUGUAGUGGUAACCAAGAAUUUAUCAGAGAGCUCAAAAUUAAAGAUUGUAAGAGAAGCUUACUAAUAAUAUUAUUUAAUAUUAAAAUUCUUAUGUAGUGUUUGAAGAAAAUAAACUGAUACCCUACUGGAUAUAAUUGUAGAGAGGGCACUGGUUGACUAGGGGCCAGUUGAACAAUGCAACUGGCUGACUGCAAUUGUCACAUUACAACUUCUAUUUUGCUUUUGUACAGAGAUAGCAGUCUCUUGCAAGCUGUUUUGGCUUUCUGAUAAGGAAUGAUACCAAAUAUAACUUGGUAGUGUGUAUUCAUACAUUUUAUAUGACUAUAAUAAAGAUCUGAAACAUUUUCUCAUA
Molecule: messenger RNA, 3915 nt
Organism: Hemicordylus capensis (graceful crag lizard)
Lineage: Eukaryota; Metazoa; Chordata; Lepidosauria; Squamata; Cordylidae
Gene: SLF1
Product: SMC5-SMC6 complex localization factor 1
Exons: 19
Coding region: 257-3016 (919 amino acids)
Biological process (GO): positive regulation of double-strand break repair
Molecular function (GO): protein binding
Source: RefSeq, a predicted model, not a curated record